CAGGUUAAAGCUGCGACCAGUGUUGAAAUCUGUCUCUCUCUUCAUGGGGCUCUAUUUGCAUCAAGGAGGAGCGAGCGUCCUGCGGGGUUUCUCCUGGAACCUGCUCCUCAAAUAUAAAGCUCCCCCUCACAGAGCAAACACUGAAUCAGAGCAGACGAGUGGCGCUACACCAGCACACGCCUGUUUGUACGUGGGUCACCUGAGCACCACAGCCACUGGCCCGACUUUCCGCGUGGGUCACUAUCACAAAGAGUUAUACCAAGAAUAUUUUCACUUGCUGCGCGUAAAGUUUGGAGCAGAGCGCGCGCAGAUGGCUGCUCUCAUCAGCGCGUACUCGUCGUGGCCGGAGUCCUUCGAGUGCCCUUCGGCAGAUGGAGAUGGGUCCGAGGGGCCUCACAGGAGCGCAGUGGACAAGGCUCCGGAGCCACGGAUUCGACGACCCAUGAACGCGUUCAUGGUCUGGGCCAAAGACGAGCGCAAACGACUGGCUGUACAGAACCCGGAUUUGCACAACGCCGAACUUAGCAAAAUGCUCGGUAAGUCAUGGAAGGCCCUGACUCCCCCUCAGAAGAGGCCCUAUGUGGAGGAAGCUGAGCGGCUCCGCGUGCAGCACAUGCAGGACUAUCCCAACUACAAGUACCGUCCUCGCAGGAAGAAGCAGCUCAAACGCAUCUGCAAGCGGGUGGAACCCGGGUUCCUGCUGAGCAGCCUGGCUCCAGAGCAGAGCUCUCUGGUGGAGCAGCGAGUGCUGUGCCACCCCCUGGACAAGGAGGACGGGGGCUUCUCUGGACCGGGCCCGAUUCUGCCCGGGGUCCGGACAUUCAGAGAUCCAGCCACUUCUACCAGUACCAGUGGCACCAACAGUGGCUUUGACACUUAUCCCUAUGGCCUGCCCACUCCGCCGGAGAUGUCCCCAUUAGACGCUAUGGACCAUGAGCACGUACCCUCAGCUUACUACUCUUCAACUAGCUCCUGCUCCUCUUCCUCAGCCUCGUGUCCAGAGGAACAUCAGAAUCACAUGGGCAACCCACCCCCGUACCACACUGACUAUUCUCAGUCUCAGAUACACUGCGGCCACGUCCCUCACAUGUCCCAAACUAACACUGGACUCAUGACUGCCCCACCACUUUCCUACUUCAGCGCUUCUUCUUUCCCUCAGGUCCACCACAGUGUCCAACAAGGACACCUGGGUCAGCUGUCCCCACCACCGGAGACACAGGGACACCUGGAGACUCUGGACCAAUUGAGCCAAGCAGAGCUCCUGAGUGAGGUGGACCGAAAUGAGUUUGACCAGUAUCUGAACUCCACGGGGACUGGCUUCCACCCAGAGCAGAGCAGCACCAUGACAGUGACGGGACAUAUUCAGGUGGCAUCAUCUGCCACCGCUGGCCCUAGCAGCUCCUCAGAAACCAGUCUGAUCUCUGUGUUAGCAGAUGCCACAGCGGCAUACUACAACAACUAUGGCAUCUCAUAAGCGCCACUGGUCCAUCAAAGAUACAUGGUUCAAGAAUAAAGAUGCUGGGUUGAUUUUGUAGCAUAAGAAACUGAACAGAGCAUGAAUGAUUGUGUAGAAACACUGGGGGAUGUGAAUGAAAAGGACCCGGCUGCCUCAGGGAUGCAAACACUUGUGUGUCACCUCCAGCUGUCUGAGGAACUAUCUAAAGACUUGUCCCCCUGUAAAUGUCACACUUACUGUUGCCUCCAUGGCAUGUACAUAGAACUGCUCCUUCAAAAGCUAAUUUAAGUGCUUAGAUGUUUUUGACUGUAAUACUGAUUGAUGAAUUCAUUCUACUGUUAAUGACAUUUGCUCCCUGCCUCUUGGGCUUAGAAGAGUCCAUUACCUCAGUUGCUGUAAAAUGGAUGAGGUCUUGUUUGGAUAUUUUAUAUGCAAUCUAAAAUUGUGUGUAUAAUGAGAAAAAGACACGGAGUUUAAACUACUUCUCAAGUACCUAAUAUUUAAUCAUAGCCUCUAAAAUGGAAAAUAAUAAUGGCAAAUAUAGAGUAUGCUGAUUUAGGUUUGUGAAAGACACUAAUUUAAAAUAAAGUUCAUUUUUACAUAAAA
Molecule: messenger RNA, 2062 nt
Organism: Periophthalmus magnuspinnatus
Lineage: Eukaryota; Metazoa; Chordata; Actinopteri; Gobiiformes; Gobiidae
Gene: sox7
Product: SRY-box transcription factor 7
Exons: 2
Coding region: 44-1474 (476 amino acids)
Biological process (GO): anatomical structure morphogenesis; cell differentiation; regulation of DNA-templated transcription
Molecular function (GO): DNA-binding transcription factor activity, RNA polymerase II-specific; RNA polymerase II cis-regulatory region sequence-specific DNA binding
Source: RefSeq, a predicted model, not a curated record